AUGCCUUUAUGCGCCGCCAUGUCAAAACAAAACAAGCGGCGCAGCAAUACGUCCUUGUUAAAUGAUCCUAACAAUCACCUAGCCCAUUCCCAUCGAGGAUCUGACGAAGAUCACUACCGAGCACUCCAGACCAGCAAGGGUUACGAGCAUGACAAUGUCGGAAACUGGAACUCACAGAUUAUCAACACCGUCCUCAAGGCCCUGAUCACCGCCACCGCACCUUCCGAAGCCUCCAAGCCCCCUCCCUUCCGUUUCACCGUGAACAGCACAAUCGUCCAGCAGGGCGUGAUUGACGAGUCCGCUGCCGCGGAUGGCGCGCUCAGCAACGCCGGCAAGCGUGGUAUGCACUCUGCCUCCGGUGCUUUCUGGGAUGUGAACCGUGAUGGCAUGUGGACUUUCAAGUACACUGGUGCCGAGGAGCGGGGGCUGGACGUCGUUGUCUGCGUUACCUGGUUCGCUGUUGUUUAG
This is a messenger RNA of Penicillium olsonii, 468 nucleotides long. NCBI's taxonomy places the organism in Eukaryota, Fungi, Ascomycota, Eurotiomycetes, Eurotiales, Aspergillaceae. The record is from the annotation of a GenBank genome assembly.